AUGACCACCUUUAGUAAUCUCCUGUGCUGGGCCCUGGCCUCCUUUAUCCCUAGGUUCUCAGAAUUCGAGAGUGAAGAAGAGAUGGAGAAUGCAAGGCUGGAGAUGGAGGCCUCAAGGCUGGAAAUGAGAAAUGUCCAGUGUCAAUUUCUUACAACCACAGAAAGGCAAGAUCCACCAAAGCCAUCAGCUCCCCAGGUGGUUAAGGAACCAGUGUCCAGCUCCAUGAAGACUGUCCCCAGAGCUGACCCAGCCCACCUCCCAGGACCCAGAGACAGGCAGUUACACAAGACCGAGGCACCUGUAGAAAUUCCACCUGAGGCAGUGCAGGAGUACAUGGACAUCAUGGACUGGCUGGAGAGGCUCCCACAGCCGCCCAUGGAAAAGGAGGAGGAGGAGAGCAGUGGGCCAGAGCAGGAGGAUGACUUGCACUCAGAUGCAGGACUCCUGAACUACAUUGACGAGCUUUGCUCCCAGAAACACUUCGUUGAGCAAGUGGAGGCCAUAAUAAACCCCCAAUUUAUGGCAGAAAUCCUAUCUUCCAAACCAGAGAUGGACAUACUGGCUCUCAUGAAGGCGCUGGAGUAUGAGGAAGAGGUCACUGUCGAGCAGCUGCUGGAGACUUUGAAGGAGAAAGAUUGUAAGACGACACCUCUGAACCAAGAUGCCUCUCAGAUACUUGCCAAUGCUUCUGUACUGACUGUCAGCCAAGGUGCAGAGAAAAAUGGCCAUGGUCCCCAAAGAGAGGCCAGUGCGCAAAAAGAUUCCUCACAAAUGGCUUUCUCAGACCAACAGUGUCCCGAAGACACCAAUGCAAAAAUAUGGGGGCCUAGACCUUCCGUCCUCCCAGGUAGCCAAUGUUUACCCUCACCGGUAGACAUCAGAUCCACCGUUACUACCUGUGAUAAAGAAGCCUACCCUCAAAGCCCAGGGUCCAGAAGUGGAGUGAAUCUCAGAGAAGUUCCUGCCACUGAGGAGCUCCAUGAGUCCCUGGGCAGAACCACCGAUGGCAAAGAAGAGCUCCACAGUCUGUCCUUCCUCCUCUGCUCCCAGUACAACCUGGUGCCACGGAAACCGGCUAGCCACUUGUUCCCCUAUGCAGAUUUCUCUGACUCAGAUAGUAUCCCCAAACCCUCAUCUCCAAAGAUAAAGGGCUUCAGUCCUGAUCCAUCUCUAAUUGCCAAGCCAAAGAAGCGAGCUCUCAUUGGAGGCUUGACUCCCAUGGCUAAGAAAUCCGACCCAGGGCCUGGUCAUGGGGUGUUUGAAGGGCCACUUUCAGCCCUGGAGCUAGCUCAACCAUUGCAGGCUCAGAAGAGGAAGCACGAGUCACUAGGCACCCGGAAGAGGAAGAGGAAGAAGAGGCACUGA
Molecule: messenger RNA, 1365 nt
Organism: Microtus ochrogaster (prairie vole)
Lineage: Eukaryota; Metazoa; Chordata; Mammalia; Rodentia; Cricetidae
Product: NUT family member 2-like
Exons: 4
Coding region: 1-1365 (454 amino acids)
Source: RefSeq, a predicted model, not a curated record